AUGUCAUCAAAAUGCAUUUUUAAUGGGAAUUACUGCUUUAACUCACAAGUGUCAGUUAGAAUCCUUAUACCUUGCCUUGUUGCUUUUGAAGCUGGAUUCCAUACAGAGCUAAAGGCCUUCUCCUUUUCUUCCUCCCGCUAUUUCAUUGAGCUCUCAGUACCAGUGCUUUCCGCGCAUAUUUUCCCAAAUUACGACUGGUGGAAAAUGGCUCUCGAAAGUGUGGGUGGAUCCAUUAUAUCUAAGAUAGCAGAACUCAUGGUGGAACCAGUGGGAAGGCAGUUCCGUUACAUGUUCUGUUUCAACAAUUUUGUUGAAGAAUUCAAAGAACAAAAGGAGAACCUUGCUUUAGCACUAGAUGGUCUGCAAAAAGAAGUCGAAGCUGCUGAAAGGAAUGCUGAAGAAAUUAAGAAAGUUGUCAAAAAGUGGAUGGAAGAUGCAAACAGCAAAAUUGAAGGUGCGAAGCCCUUGGAAAAUGAAAUAGGAAGAAAUGGCAAAUGCUUUACUUGGUGCCCAAACUGCAUGCGACAAUUCAAGUUAAGCAAGGCACUGGCCAAGAAGUCGGAGACUUUCAGAAAACUUCUAGAAAAUAGCACAAAGUUUACAAAAGUGUCCGACAUAGCUCAUCCUCAGCCCAGAGAAUUUCUCCCAUCAAAGGAAUUCACGUCCUCAAAAUCGUCAGAAGAAGCUUUCGAACAGAUUAUGGAUGCUCUCAAAGAUGACAAAGUCAAUAUGAUCGGACUGUGCGGCAUGGGAGGGGUGGGUAAAACCACCCUGGUGAAAGAAGUAGGCACGAUAGCCGUAGAGUUGCAGCUUUUUCCUGUAGUUUUGAUGGCUACGGUGUCGCAGAAUCCAAAUGUCACAGACAUUCAGCACCUAAUGGCAGAUAAGUUAGGUCUGAAUAUUAAAAAAAAGAAUACUAAUCCAGGGAGAGCAGAUCUAUUACGGCAGAGACUGAAGCAAGUGGAGAAGAUGCUUAUUAUCCUAGAUGAUGUUUGGAAAUAUAUUGACUUGAAAGAGAUAGGGAUCCCAUUUGGUGAUGAUCACAGGGGUUGUAAAAUUCUUCUAACAACACGUCUUCAAGCCAUAUGUUCUUCUAUGGAGUGCCAGCAAACAGUGCUUUUAAGAAUCUUAAGUGAAGAUGAAGCAAUGGUUUUAUUCAGAAUCAAUGCAGGUUUACGUGAUGGGGACUCUACCUUGAACAGAGUGGCAAGGGAGGUUGCGAGAGAAUGCCAAGGCUUGCCUAUAGCACUUGUGACAGUGGGAAAGGCUCUAAGAGAUAAAUCUGAAGUUGAGUGGGAAGAAGCAUUUAGACGGCUAAAAAACUCUCAAUUUCUGGACAUGGAACACAUUGAGGAACAAAAAACUGCAUAUGCAUGUCUUAAGUUGAGCUAUGAUUAUUUGAUGAGCAAGGAAACCAAGUUAUGUUUCUUGCUAUGCUGUUUAUUUCCAGAAGAUUAUAACAUUCCAAUCGAUGACUUGACGAGAUACACAGUUGGGUAUGAGUUACAUCAAGAUGUGGAGUCCAUUGGAGAUGCAAGGAAAUGA
This is a messenger RNA of Populus trichocarpa (black cottonwood), 1545 nucleotides long. RefSeq names its product disease resistance protein At4g27190. The transcript has 2 exons. NCBI's taxonomy places the organism in Eukaryota, Viridiplantae, Streptophyta, Magnoliopsida, Malpighiales, Salicaceae. Bases 1 to 1545 code for a protein of 514 amino acids. The record is from RefSeq and is a predicted model, not a curated record. Gene Ontology annotation, molecular function: ADP binding; ATP hydrolysis activity.